GUCGUUCCUCUCGGCUGCUGCAGGACUCGCGGCGUCACUUUGUUUUUCACUCUCGUCUCAGAGUCUGUCCUCUCAGAAUCUGUCGUCUCAGAGUUUGUCCUCUCAGAGUCUGUCCUCUCAGAAUCUGUCCUCUCAGAGUGUGUCCUCUCAGAGUCUGUCCUCUCAGAGCCUGUCGUCUCAGAGUUUGUCCUCUCAGAGCCUGUCCUCUCAGAGUUUGUCCUCUCAGAGCCUGUCCUCUCAGAGUUUGUCCUCUCAGCAGGUCCGUCAUGCUCCAUCACUUUCUUCUCCCAGUGUUGGCGCUGAUCUCAUUAGCUGUGCAGCUGCUGGUUGCUAUGGAGACCUGCCCAGCCACCGGGGUGCCGGGCAUACCAGGAAUGCCCGGACUGCCCGGCAGAGACGGUCGUGAUGGUCUGAAAGGACAGAAAGGCGAACAAGGAGCAGAGCGGAACUUCGGCCUCGGCCCACUGACGGGGGUGAAGGGGGAGCCGGGGCCGAUGGGUUUCCCGGGGAAACGAGGUGAGAGCGGCGAGCCGGGGGAACCUGGGGAACCAGGACAUGAAGGCCCUCUCGGAGAACCCGGAGACCUCGAUACCCAGGGGGGCCAGCAGAGGGCGGCGUUCAGCGUGGCCAGAGCAACCACGGAAAACCCGAGCAGUUCCGGCCCCAUUCGCUUCACGACCGUCAUCACCAACAUCGACAACGACUACGACGUCGAGACGGGAUGCUUCAGGUGUCGGGUCUCGGGGACGUACUACUUUGUGUUCCACGCGUCGAUAGAAGAUCGUCUGUGUGUCGUGAUGAAGAUGAAUGGAACUGAGCUUGCGAUGUUCUGCGAUCAUCGCCGUGACAACAGACAGGUGACCUCCGGCGGCCUGGCGGUCUACAUGUCCCAAAAUCAGCAGGUUUGGUUGGAGAUCAAAGACUACAGAGGGAUGACGGGGAAACCGAGCGGUUACAGCGUCUUCUCCGGCUUCCUGCUGCGCCACCACUGAUCAACAGGGCAGGAAACAAACAAAUAAACACAUAAACAAAUAAACAAACAACGAAGUCGUCUUUUUCACUGUCCAGCAAGGAAAAAUAACAAACAUAUUUUAUCCUUCUGGUGUUUAGUAACUGGUCGUGAGGACCUGGAUUGUGGUUCUGGUUUCAGGUGUCGCCUGAGAACAAAGACCGGCCCGAUCAGUUGAGCCCUGAGCAAACAUCUCGACAGCUCUGCUAUUCCCUUUAUUCCCUAUUAUUUUGAAAACGGCAGGAUCAUGUUUGAGCAUGGAAAAACACAUACUUGGAUUUGUAUUGUGAAAACUUUGGAGUCGUGCACGG
Messenger RNA from Solea solea (common sole), 1320 nucleotides. Its product is annotated as complement C1q subcomponent subunit C-like. The coding region runs from base 267 to 992 and encodes 241 amino acids. The transcript is spliced from 7 exons. The record is from RefSeq and is a predicted model, not a curated record. NCBI's taxonomy places the organism in Eukaryota, Metazoa, Chordata, Actinopteri, Pleuronectiformes, Soleidae. Gene Ontology annotation, molecular function: protein binding.